UGAUCCUGAAUGCAAAAAUUGAUUUAUUACAGGUGAUCACAAGGGAGGUCCCAGAAGCCUGGAUAAUAGUCAAUGAUAUUCCUUUGUUUAAGACGACAACGGAGAUAAUCUUGGAAACCACAAGCUGGAAAUUCCGAGGACUGAGAGGAAUCCAAUGGAAAACUCACCUGGGCUGCUGAACUCAUUAACGCCCCCAACGUUGAUGGUGCUGGCAUCUACGACAGAAAGUACCAGCGGUACCACCACACUCUGCCAGCAGCCCCGAACCUUCACGGUGCCAGUCACCAUGGAGAAAGCCCAGGUUCCUUUCCUGGGUCCCACCUACACGUUGGCACCCAUGUAUCAUCAAGCUGAACGGUCCAACGUAGAGUACCCGGUCCCGCUCCUCCACCUGCACCCGCAGUUUGGCAUGCUGGGAUAUGGCACCAUUCAGUCCUUCCCACCUUUUCAGGAGAUGGAGCGUUACGGGCCUGCCUACCUCACCUCAAAGAGACUGAAGCAGCCUCCGAGCGUGGAGCCUCCGCAAAUCAGGUACCUCGCCUCAGACCGAGACUUCAAAAAAUACCGGGCUGACCUCUCCAGCGGUUCCCUGGCAACUACAAAACGUGACCCCGCCAGAGGACCAGGGAGCACCUCCAGCUCUCACGUUCUGUGGAAGAACCCCCAGCCAGGUAGCAAUAAAAAUGCUAAGACCACACAUGACUGCUCCACAUUUCUACGGUGCCCGCUGUGCCAGGAGGAGCUAAAACGAGGAGAUCUCCAGCAACAUCUACAGCACGAACUGGAGAGACUAACCGCAGUCAACCCCAGCUGUGAGGAGGACCACCCAAAGGAGAGUACAUCGCUGCUACUGAUGCAGUCUCCUCCCAUUAAGGAAGAGAUGGAGUCUCCCAGUGGGUCGCCAGUGUCCACAGAUCAGAGCCAUCAUUUGGAAAGACAGCAGACUUUCCAACAAGUAAAAAUUAACAGAGAGAGUCGGCUCAAUGCGAGGGUGAAGAGGUGCAAGCGGAUCAGACCCUCAGACGAAGAUCAGAUCGACGGUCCCUAUUCUAAGGAGCCGAGGUUCCUGGACACAGAGGAAGAAAGCCCAAGUGGGACACACUAUGUGGAAUAUGCAUGGCACAGCCUGGGCAGAAACAGCACACCGCACAUCCUUGGGCUGAGAGGAUCGAGUUCUUACACCACACAGAGUCUGACAAGUAGAGACAGCGAUGGGGAUCUCGAUACUGACGGAGAUGAGCCGCCAAUAUUCACUAAGUUCAAAUGCUCAGCUGCAGAUGGCCCGAAUGGCCAGGCACAGAAGCUGAUGGAAGCAGAGGACAGAUGCCUGGACAGUGUGGUGAUGAGGAUGGUUAACCCAGAGGACGAUGGAGACAUGACCUCAGAAAUCCUGAAGGCACGAAUCAGUGAGCUCACACACAAGCUGUUGCAGAGGGAAACCUACAGGUGCCACGUGUGUACGGGAUCGUACUCAGUGCCCUUGGCAUCAAUCCAAUGUUGGCACAUUCACUGUGAAGCAUGCUGGCUUCGAACACUGGGGUCAAGGAAGCUGUGCCCUCAGUGUAACACCAUCACAUCGCCAAGUGACCUACGCAGAAUCUACCUGUAGGAGAUCCCACUGUAUCCCAGGAACAGUGACCCCAGUUUCCCCGGAUCAGAACGGCCCUCUGUCUGGGCUCUCUGCAGUGAUCAAGCCGGAUUGAUUGUGCUUUCCAGUCAGAAGGCCAAAGGCUUCGCUCUGUGGUUUCAAUAAACUAGCAAAUCUAAU
Molecule: messenger RNA, 1768 nt
Organism: Hemiscyllium ocellatum (epaulette shark)
Lineage: Eukaryota; Metazoa; Chordata; Chondrichthyes; Orectolobiformes; Hemiscylliidae
Product: E3 ubiquitin-protein ligase RNF220-like
Exons: 14
Coding region: 155-1609 (484 amino acids)
Biological process (GO): protein ubiquitination
Molecular function (GO): ubiquitin protein ligase activity
Source: RefSeq, a predicted model, not a curated record